Molecule: messenger RNA, 300 nt
Organism: Candidula unifasciata
Lineage: Eukaryota; Metazoa; Mollusca; Gastropoda; Stylommatophora; Geomitridae
Source: the annotation of a GenBank genome assembly
AUGAACCGACAACUACUCUCACUACUGGCUCUCUUGGCCGUGGCAAACAUGGCGUUCGGCAUCGUCUGCUCACCGAACAUUUGCGAUAUCGUGAGAUGUAUGGAGUAUUCAGAAGAGAAUUGUGAGUACACGGUUGUGCCCAAUGGCGGGUACUGUGGAUGCUGCAAUGCUUGCGUGCACCUACUUAAGGUAGGAGAAACCUGUCCCACACUCCAUUUAAAGGGCGGUCCCCCACCGACAGUCAAAUGUGAAGAUGGUUUAGUCUGCAACGGCCAAACUGGCAAGUGUGAAACUGCCUAA